This is a messenger RNA of Bombyx mandarina (wild silkworm), 3624 nucleotides long. RefSeq names its product constitutive coactivator of PPAR-gamma-like protein 1 homolog. Gene Ontology annotation, cellular component: nucleus. Lineage: Eukaryota; Metazoa; Arthropoda; Insecta; Lepidoptera; Bombycidae. The record is from RefSeq and is a predicted model, not a curated record.
ACAUUUACAAAUGGCUUCCGUCUUCAUCUUGUACACUUAAUUUGUUGCCUGUUGGAAUGGGUUUUAUUUGAUUUGAGAGUUCAUAUUUUCAUUAGAUAUUUAUUUAAGGGUUUCAAGUUUUCAAUUCAGUCGUUGUUAAGAAAUUAAUAAUGGGCAUACAAGACUUACAAACAUUUUUAGAAAGUGAAGGUGUAGGUGUUGAUCUCUUUAAAAUUGCGAGAAACCAUUCUGGAGGUUUGCGCCUGGUUCUCGACGCCGAAGGUUGUUUGGAUCGUCUUUACGGUGGAUACUUCUCAGAUUGGGCAAGUGGUGGACAAUGGGCCCGAUGUGUACAGUUCUUAACAACACUAGCACAAGCUUUGGCUGAAUUUCAAGUAUCACUUUGUGUUUGUUUUAAUGGAUCUCAUCCUACGCCUCCUGCAUUACCCCAACAUUGGAUCCAGACUCAAACCAUAUAUAAGCAAAGAGUGAAUUCAGUUUUGCACCAUAUUACCACUAAAGGUACUCCACCACCUAAAGUAUGGUGGGUACCACCUACUGGACUGCAUUCAUGUUUACGAACCGCACUUAGGUACCUCAAUAUCCCAAUUAUGGUGUCUUCUGAUGAUCACUGUCAGGAAGUUGUUGGUUUAUGUCGUGAAAAAUCAUAUGCUGGCCUCGUUGGAUGCUCUGGAGAGUAUUUAGUAUUUCAACCACCUAGAUACUUUAGUUCAUCUUUGUUGAAACUAACAUAUAGAUCUUCACUAGAAACUAAAGAAUAUAUGGUCCAUGAUUUGCCACAAGUACUUAAUGUACCUCAAGAUCGUCUUUGCCUCAUGGCUGCAUUACUUGGAGGAGUCAUUCUUUCAGAACAAAGCUUGACAGAUUUCUAUAAACGCCUUGGAUUAGUGCCCAAAAAGCAAGUUCCUCCAGAGAUACAAAUAAAAACAAUUUGUCAGUAUGUAAGUGAAUUACCAACUUCUGAUGUUGAUGCAGUCUGCAUAGAUAUAUUUGGUGAUCUGAAUGACCUACGCGCUGCAAAACUUAAACAAGCCGUACAGUAUUAUCUAAACGGUACAAAGGAUGGUUUCUUAAAAUAUAAAACAGCUACAGGUCGUCGUUCAAAAAAUAAAAAGAAUCUCCAAAGACAAGAAUUCAACAUGCAGCCUGUUACUCUGGAUCUAGAUACAUCAAAAUUAGCGACUGAAUCGUCAGAACAUGAGCAAAAAGGCUUGGAAGAUUACAAAUUGGCUACAGCAAAUGCAUCAAUGAGUGCUGACUUUAGUAUGGAGAAACAAACUAAUGACUUACAUCAUGGAUUCGCAUCUUUAUCACUUGAAGCUGGUGUUAUGUCAUCUACUAAGCAACAAAAACAGAAUAUUAUCAAAAAAAAGGCUGAAAAACCACAAUCUGCAAUUAAAGAGGGGCGACAAGCUACAAAACAAGUCCAAAGUGAUGACAACUGCCCUCCAGCACCGGCAGAAGUAUUGCGGACCUGUGCGGAACGUCACACCAGGGGCCUCAUGCAUCCUCAACUUCUAUCUAUCCUUACACAUCGUCAAGUGACUUUACCUGUGCUUAUGGAGGAUGAGAAUCAUAGAGAAAUUCCUUCAAUUCAUCAUUUCUUUAGACCAAUUCGACAGAAUGUGUAUGCUAUUCUGUACAAUAUGCAUCAUCAUCGCUUUAUGGCCCACAAAAUUAAAGAUGAUAGAUCGAGUGGCUCUAAUGAUCGUCCAUGCACAGUUUUGAUAGCAGAAUGGAUAUACACUCGCACAAAUCCUGGCAAGAAUCCAGAGAUUGUUCCAGGUGUUUUACUGGAUUGGCCUGUGCCAACUGUACAGAGGCUCUGGUUUGGAACUGCUCCGGAUGAUAAAUGCCGUAGAAUGAGAGCAUAUCUUUCCUGUAUGCGCUCAGAUACUCCUCUGAUGUUGAAUACUACUUAUGUGCCCCAGCACUUGCUCAUACUGGCAACUGUAUUGAGAUUUAUAAUGACAUCUCCAAUUCAAAUACUACGAAGGCAAGAGCUGGAUGCAUUUUUAGCUACUGCAUUUUCGACAGAUCUUAUGAAUGCACUACAUUUGCAAGAAAUGAAUAUCAAUGCUAUCAGUUCCCGGGGCGUACAAUUGGGCGCGCUGGUGAUGGCGGGCGUGGAGGCGGCGCUCGUGGCUAAUGACGCUUGCGGUGCUCCUGUACCAUGGCUCGUAGCUUCGCCUUGGCUCUACUUCGAUGGCAAGUUGCUGCAGCGAAACCUCCAUCGCGCAGCACACUGCAAACAUCUUCCUCAGCUUUGCGAUAACAACCUCGACAUCGUCGUCAAGGUUGAGCGCAUGCGGAAGGCGAUCCUAGAAGGUCUGGAGGUGGAGUUCGCGAUGGCGCCGCUGCCGCUCGUGGCGGGCGUGCUAGGGAGCGACGGGGGCACGUGGGGCGCGAGGGGGCGGGGCCGCGGCGGCCGGCUCGAGAUCGCGGGCGUUGUCGUCGGACAGUGGGGCGGCGGCAGCUAUCCCGCACGCGCACCGCCCAGAUACCAACAGAUGAGCGCGCACACUGUGGGCUACGUUGGAUACACGCCUCCGACUCGGAACUCGUACGGAGGUCGCGGGUGGCGCGGAGCACGCGGAGGUCGCGGCCGGGGACACGCGCGCCCCUCGCGCCGCCCCCGCCGGGACCCGAACGAGCCCGCCAAACCAGCCACUAUUGCCGUGAAUGGGAAAACUGUUCGCCCGGACGAAGUUCACCACCAGUCAGGUGAAUCAAGUCCUCAAGAUGAAAAUACUGCUCAAGAAGGUGAAGCAGAAGGAACACCCACUCCUAAACCUAAAACUGGCAAGAAUCUGAAGAAAAAUGCAGGAAAGGGGAAAAAAAGGAUCAAUAAACCGGAAGGCUUGCAAGGAGCAUCAGAGGCUAAUGGACCACUUGAUAAAAAUAAGGUGGCAGAGCAAGGCCACAGUUCCGACAAGGAACACAUAGGGCAAGGUGAUGCACCAGUCUCAAAUUAAAUGUCAUGUCUGAAGGUAACUUUUAAAAAUAUUUGUUAGCAAUCUUAUUCAGUUUCAUUUUAUUUUACUUCGAUUUGAUGGCUUAUUUUUAGUAUUAGUUCCUUAAUUUUGGACAGCAAUGAGGAAAGCUGUCUUUUUUUUUUCAUAAUCUACAAACAAAACAUAAAGUUGUUUUAAAUUUAUUUGGUAUUCUUGUUUGUUGAAAUUAUUAAUCUUAUAUUUUGUUGCUUUUUAUUUAAAAUAUUCUUUUUUUUUUACUUAUUACUCAAAACAAAUCGUGAAUUUAUCAUUGGAAAACGAAUGACAAUGAAAAUUAUAUUGACACGAAAUGGAGUCAUUAUUAUCUUUGAAUCAUGCGAAAAUGUAUACAGGAUUCAAUGUUUUAUGCAUAAUAAAAUUUCGAUAAUUGAUUUGUAUAAAGCGCAAUAACUAUGUUCGUUUAGUUGUUGCUUGGUCUCAUCAAUAAUGAAUGAUGCUAUAUUAUUAAGUAUUAAUUACGUGCCUGAACAUCUUAAAGACUUCCCUAAUGUGAGACUGAUUUUGUAUUACUUUUAAUUGACAAAAUUUUGUUCAAUUAACGAUAAUAUUAAAGCCAAGACCAGACUUCUAGCGAGACGAUAUGCCUCGACGAAUCCCCUACUAUGACGAA